This is a messenger RNA of Talpa occidentalis (Iberian mole), 6237 nucleotides long. It is a transcript of the gene ABCA9, whose product is annotated as ATP binding cassette subfamily A member 9. NCBI's taxonomy places the organism in Eukaryota, Metazoa, Chordata, Mammalia, Eulipotyphla, Talpidae. The record is from RefSeq and is a predicted model, not a curated record. Gene Ontology annotation, cellular component: membrane; intracellular membrane-bounded organelle. Gene Ontology annotation, molecular function: lipid carrier activity; ATP hydrolysis activity; ATP binding. Gene Ontology annotation, biological process: transmembrane transport; lipid transport.
CUGGGUCUUGUUGCAGAAAUAACAAGUCUGUGGGUCUUGGGAAUGCAAGUAUUUUUAUAGGACAUUGCUCUAAGGAUUCUUUCAUUUUUCCACUUCAAGAAAGAUGCUGCCCUUUGCAUACAUGCAAGACAACUGAGAUGCAGAUGAACAUUCAGAGUUCAUUUUACUACCCUAAAAAAAAAAAAAUCACAUUGCUACAUUUCUAGAUCCAGGUUUUAGAACUGAAUUGCAGUGGAAGAUUUUGAGUUCCUUUUUGACUUUAUUUGAAUACUUUUAGGGAUAAUUUUAAAAAAUCUUUUCUCCCACUUCUGUCUGCUCUUUUCUGAACUGUCUACUUACCUUUCUUAAAAAGAUUGUGUUGGGGAUCAACUCUCCCAUUAGGGUUUUAGAGGAAAAAAGCUAAUUGAGAAAGACUGGAUUCACUUUGGUUUGAUCGUUCCUAAUGUUUUGAUAUGUCCAGCCAGCCAUCUGCAACUGCAAACUCCCUGCUGAGGCACUGGCGGGGAGACAAAGAAAUGGAAAACUGUAAAGAAGUCUCCAUGUGAUGGAAGCACAGAGCUUUGGGCAGCCUGACUGAAUUAAGACCACAGUCCUUUUCGGAAAUCAAUCUAAAACGGAGCUAUUCACAAUCAACCUGAAAUUCAAAGCAUCACAUAGGAGUGACCCAAAAGGAAUGUGAAUUCAUCUCCAGGACAUGCGGAAGCCCGUGGAGGAGCUGUUUCUAUUUUCGUUCCAGCUUUCCUGAGAUAAACAGGUCAGAAUGAGCAAAAGGCACAUCAGUGUGGGUCAGCAAACAUGGGCCCUCCUCUGCAAGAACUUACUGAAAAAAUGGAGGAUGAGAAGAGAGACCUUGUUGGAGUGGUUUUUCUCAUUUCUUCUAAUACUCUUUGCAUACCUAUUUGCCUCUGAUUUACAUCAAGUUAAUGACUUUCCUCACUCGCCUGCAAUGGAUCUGGGACGUGUAGAUAAUUUUAAUGAUUCUAAUUAUGUUAUUGCAUUUGCACCCGAGUCCACAACAACCCAGGAAAUAAUGAAUAAAGUGGCUUCGGCCCCAUUCAUGAAAGGAAGAACAAUCAUGGGGUGGCCCGAUGAAAAAAGCAUGGAUGAAUUGGACUUUAACUAUUCUAUAGAUGCAGUGAGAGUCAUAUUUAAUGAUACCUUCUCAUAUCAUUUGAAGUUUUCCUGGAGAGGUAGAAUCCCCAAGAUGAAGGAACACAGAGACCAUUUAGCACAUUGUCAAACAAUAGAUGAAAAAAUCACAUGUGAAGGUUCCAUCUUCUGGGAGAAAGGCUUUGUAGCUUUCCAAGCUGCCAUUAAUGCUGCCAUCAUAGAAAUCACAACAAAUCAUUCAGUGAUGGAAGAGCUCAUGUCAGUUACUGGCAUAAAUAUGAAGCUCUUACCUUUUGUUGCCCAAGCAGGAGUCACGACGGAUUUUUUCAUUUUCUUCUGCGUUAUCUCUUUUUCUGCAUUCAUAUACUAUGUCUCAGUCAAUGUUGCGCAAGAAAGACAAUGCAUUAAGUCACUGAUGACAAUGAUGGGACUUCGAGAGUCAGCAUUCUGGUUCUCCUGGGGGUUGAUGUACGCUGGCUUCACGCUCAUUGUGGCCAUGCUGAUGGCUCUUAUUGUGAAAUCUGCCCAGGUUAUUGUCCUAACUGGCUUCGUGGUGAUCUUCAUCCUCUUCCUCCUGUAUGGCCUUUCUUUGAUAACUUUAGCUUUCCUGGUGAGCGUGUUGGUGAAGAAACCCUUCCUCACUGGCUUGGUGGUCUUUCUCCUAAUUGUCUUUUGGGGGAGUCUGGGAUUCACUGCCUUGUAUAGACAUCUCCCUGCUUUUUGGGAGUGGACCUUAUGUCUUCUUAGCCCUUUUGCGUUCACUGCUGGAAUGGCCCAGCUUAUACAUUUGGACUACGACGUGAAUUCUAAUGUCCAUUUGGAUUCUACAAACAACCCUUACUUAAUAAUAGCGACUUUUUUCAUGUUGAUAUUUGAUGCUUUUUUGUAUUUGGUAUUGACAUUGUAUUUUGACAAAAUUUUGCCCACCGAAUAUGGACAUCGACAUUCUCCCUGGUUUUUCCUGAAGUCCUCUUUCUGGUUCCAACCCCAGAGGGCUGAUCACAUGGCUCUUGAGAAUGAAACAGAUACAAAUUCUUCAUCUAAUGACUCUUUCGAACCAGUGUCUCCAGAAUUCCAUGGAAAAGAAGCCAUCAGAAUUAAAAAUCUUAAGAAAGAAUAUAAAAAAGGAAAACAUGAAAAAGUAGAAGCUUUGAAAGGUCUGGUGUUUGACAUAUAUGAAGGCCAGAUUACUGCCCUCCUCGGUCACAGUGGUGCUGGAAAAACCACCCUGUUGAAUGUACUCAGUGGGCUUUUGGCUCCAACAUCAGGGUCGGUCACCAUCUAUAAUCACUCCCUUUCAGAGACUGCUGACUUGGAAGCUGUCAGCAAACUCACGGGAGUUUGUCCACAAUUCAAUGUGCAAUUUGGCUUUCUCACGGUGAAAGAAAAUCUGAGGCUGUUUGCUAAAGUAAAGGGGAUUCAGCCACAGGAAGUGGAGCAAGAGGUACAACGAGUGUUACAGGACUUAGAGAUGAAAAAUAUUCAAGACAUUCUUGCUCAAAAUUUAAGCGGAGGACAAAAAAGGAAACUCACUUUUGGGAUUGCCAUUUUAGGAGAUCCGCAGGUUCUGCUAUUGGAUGAACCAACUGCUGGCUCAGAUCCUCUUUCAAGGCACCGAGUAUGGAACCUCCUGAAGGAGAGAAAAUCAGACAGAGUCAUUCUCUUCAGCACCCAGUUCAUGGAUGAGGCUGACAUCUUGGCUGACAGGAAGGUGUUUAUAUCCAAUGGGAGGCUGAAGUGUGCAGGCUCUUCUCUAUUCCUGAAGCAGAAAUGGGGCAUUGGCUACCAUUUAAGUUUGCAUCUGAAUGAAAUGUGCAAUCCAGACAGUAUAACAUCACUGGUUAAACAGCACAUCCCUGAUGCCAAACUAACAGCACAGAGUGAAGAGAAGCUUGUAUAUAUUUUGCCUUUGGGAAGGACAAACAAAUUUCCAGACCUUUACAGGGAUCUUGAUAGAUGUUGUAACCAGGGUAUUGAGAAUUAUGGUGUUUCCAUGACAACUUUGAAUGAGGUAUUCUUGAAAUUAGAAGGAAAAUCAACUAUAGAUGAAUCAGGUAUUGGGGUUUGGGGAAAAUUACAAAAUGAUAGGACAAAAGAUACAGGAAGCCUUGAUGAGCUGGAACAAGUUUUGUCUUCCCUUAAUGAAACAAAGAAAGCAACCAGCGGCAUGAGUCUCUGGAGGCAGCAGCUCUGUGCAAUAGCAAAAAUUCGCUUCCUAAAGUUAAAGAAUGAAAAGAAAACUCUUUUGACCAUAUUGUUGCUUUUUGGCAUUAGCUUUUGCCCUCAGCUUUUGGAACAUCUAUUCUAUGAGUUAUACCAAAAACAUUAUUCUUGGGGACUGUCUCCUAACAUGUACUUCCUGUCUCCGGGACAACAGCCUGAAGCUCCUCUGACCCGCCUACUGGUCAUCAAUAAAACAGGGUCAAGCAUUGAUGACUUCAUCCACUCUUUGAGGAGGCAGAACAUAGCUCUGGACGUGGAUGCCUUUGGAAUGAGACACGGCCCUAACGAGUCAUCGUACAAUGGUGCCCUCACCGUGUCAGGUGAUGAGAAGGAUCACAGAUUUUCAAUAGCAUGUAAUACCAAAAGGCUGAAUUGCUUUCCUGUCCUCAUGGAUAUCAUUAGCAAUGGGCUGCUUGGAAUUUUUAAUUCUUCAGAACACAUUCAGACUGACAGAAGCACAUACUUUGAAGAACACAUGUCUUAUGAGUAUGGAUACCUGAGUAACACCUUCUUCUGGAUACCUGUGGCCACCUGCUUUACCCCUUACAUUGCAAUGAGCAGCAUCGGUGACUAUAAAAACAAAGCUCACUCCCAGCUGUGGAUUUCAGGCCUCUACCCCUCUGCUUACUGGUUUGGUCAGGCACUGGUCGAUAUUCCGCUGUACUUCUUGAUCCUCCUCCUGAUGCAAAUAAUGGAUUAUGUUUUUAGCCCAGAUGAGAUUAUAUUUAUAAUUCAAAACCUGUUAGUUCAGAUCCUCUGUAGUAUCGGAUAUGUCUCAUCUCUUGUUUUCUUGACCUAUGUUAUUUCAUUCAUUUUUCGCAAUGGGAGAAAAAAUAGUGGCAUUUGGUCAUUUUUUUUCUUAAUUGUCACUGUCUUCCCAAUUGUUGCUAUUGAUCUAAAUGAAUAUGGAUUUCUAGGGCUACUUCUCUGCACCCUAUUAAUCCCGCCCUUCGCAAUGCUUGGCUCUCUGUUAAUUUUUUCUGAGAUUUCUCCAGAUUCAGUGGAUUACUUAGGAGCUUCAGAAGAACAUAUUGUAUUUUUGGCACUGCUAAUACCUUACCUUCAUUUUUUCAUUUUUCUUUUUGUCCUACGAUGUCUGGAAAUGAACAUUAGGAAGAAAUCAAUGAGAAAAGAUCCUGUGUUCAGGAUUUCACCCAGAAUCAGUGAUGUUUUUCCAAACCCAGAAGAACCUGAAGGAGAGGAUGAGGAUGUGCAGAUGGAAAGGAGAACAGCAAAUGCUGUGACUGUGUCAGACUUUGAAGAGAAACCAGUUGUCAUUGCCAGUUGUCUACGGAAGGAAUAUGCAGGCAAAAAGAAAAGUUGCUUUGCCAAGAGAAAGAAAAGAGUAGCCACAAGAAAUGUAUCUUUCUGCAUUAAGAAAGGUGAAGUUAUAGGUCUCUUAGGACACAAUGGAGCUGGUAAAAGUACCAUUAUUAAGAUGAUAACCGGAGCCGCCAAGCCAACUGCGGGGCAGGUGAUUUUAAAAGGGAGCAGUGGAGGGGAGCCCCUGGGGUUCCUGGGGUACUGCCCACAGGAGAACGCACUGUGGCCCAACCUGACGGUGAAGGAGCACCUGGAGGUGUUUGCCGCUGUCAAAGGGCUGAGGAAGGCGGACGCCACCGUGGCCAUUGCUAGGUUGGUGGAGGCGCUCAAGCUGCAGGAGCAGCUGAAGCUUCCUGUGAAGACCUUAUCCGAGGGGAUAAAGAGAAAGCUGUGCUUUGCACUGAGCAUCCUGGGAAACCCGUCGGUGGUGCUUCUGGAUGAGCCGUCCACAGGAAUGGACCCCGAGGGGCAGCAGCAAAUGUGGCAGGCCAUCCGAGCCACCUUCGGGAACACAGAGAAGGGUGCCCUCCUCACCACCCAUUACAUGACAGAGGCUGAAGCCGUGUGUGACCGCGUGGCCAUCAUGGUGUCUGGAAGGCUGAGAUGUAUUGGUUCCAUCCAACACCUGAAAAGCAAAUUUGGCAAGGAUUAUCUGCUGGAGAUGAAGGUGAAGACGCCUGAGCAAGUGGAGCCUCUCCACAAUGAAAUUCUGAGGCUUUUCCCCCAGGCUGCUCGGCAGCAAAGAUACUCCUCCCUGAUGGUCUAUAAGUUGCCUGUUGAGGAUGUGCAACCUUUAUCUCAAGCUUUCUUCAAAUUAGAGAUAGUGAAGCAGAGCUUCGACCUGGAGGAGUACAGCCUCUCGCAGUCCACGCUGGAGCAGGUGUUCCUGGAGCUCUCCAAAGAGCAGGAGCUGGAUGAUUUUGAUGAAGAACUUCACCCUUCAGUGAAGUGGAAGCUUCUCCCACAGGAAGAGCCCUGAAGCCCCAAAUACCCUGUUACUCUUUAAGUUCGUGACUUUUUAAAAGAUGCUGUUUUAUAGAAUUAAUACACCUUAUCUCAGACGUGGUACCAAACACUACUGAAACUCAUGUCAUCAUAUUUCUCAGUAAUCUUACUUGUUAUAGGAAUGUGGCAUCAGAUCAGGGAGAGCCCAGACACACAGCCUCUGGACUAGCAACCAAACCCCAGGGUUCAGUAAGUUAAAAAUGCAUUUAUUAUAGGAUUGUUCAUGCUUUUGAGAGUGAUACAGAGAUAGUUUAAUUUUCUUUCUGUGAACUUCAAAAUGUUGAUUACUUUCUGAUCUUUUUGAUGUAUUAAAGUACAAAAUAAGGUACAAUGUGAUGUUGAAGGAAGGGACUCAAUUGAUCACACAGCAGCAAAGUGUUAGCUUUUUGUAAUUUGUUGAUUAUUCUUUUCUGUCAUUUUUCAGAUUUUACACUGUACAGUACAGUUUUUCUCUCUCAUGACCAUAAAGGAGAUUUGAAAUCUGUUAAAGUUAAUCAUUGCAGCCAGAAUUUGAAUUAUUGAUUUGAUGGAAAUUUUAAAAUACAUAUCUUACAUACAAUUUUGAAGCAUGUCUCU